CCCAGUAUCGAUACAUCGCUACGUUUGUGUACAGAACAUUAUAUUCAAUGGAGAAAAUUACUUAUUUCCACGCUAUCUUGUGAUGGAAUUAUGGAUAGAUGAAAAGUCGCCUGAUAGGCUAGAAAAAGUAGUGAAUGAAGAGUACAGCCACAGGUGGAAUGCCGUGUGAUGCUUGAGAAGAUUACAUUCGAUCUGGAGGUUUUCUGAAGAGGGACUUCUUCAUAUAUUGAAUGAAAUUAGGAUGGGCACGUUCGUGACCCUGGCAGAGGUGCUGGAGGCCCGGGGGUCACCUUUGGAGGAGGAUGAGGUGUGGCGUCUGCUUUUGGGCACCGCCGAGGCCUUAGCGGACAUCUCCCACAAAGGUCCUGGUAACAUGUGCAGUGUACUGAGCCCCGGCUCUAUGUUACUGUCAGCCAGUGGGAACCUUGCUUUUAAAAGCUGUGCCCGGUCUGGGGACUUGGGCUCCUUCACUGCUCCAGAGGUACAGGAUGGACACGCUGCCUCCAACAGGACAGCCUCAGAAAAGAUGGUUGUAUAUUCCCUAGGAAUGACCCUCUACUGGUCCGUUGAUUAUCAAGUACCUCAAAACCAGCCCAUUCAGCUGAGUGGCAAACUGAACAACCUGUUGCUGAGCAUGUGUGAGGACACGGUCCAGAGACGAGCGGAUCUCGCGACUGUGCUGGAGACCUGUGACCAACACAUCAAGACUGCUCAACUGCCCCCACCAGAGAAGCUCAUCAAACAGCUAGUAGAAGAUGUGUUUAGGGACUCUGUCAAUCAUGUGUCUAUGGCUGAGAAUGGUCCUCAACUCACUGACCGGAGUCAGAUGGUCAGGGAGAGGAUUCACAGUUUCUCGGGAAGUGCCUCGUACCAUAACUCUACCUGGGCGCUGAGAAACAGAAGCGACUCAACAUUCCAAGUCGAGCUCAGCAGAGGAAUUGCCCAGGGGUUACGUCACAGAGAGAGUUACUGCAGCUAUCAAUUCCGUAACCCCUGUAUCCCUUACCUGGAUGGCUUUCGCCGUGGCAGCAUCAGACCUAUACCAUAUGUGUAUCUGAACGAGUCCACUGUCAGUCUUAAUGAAAAGAAAGCCAAGGAUGUGGGUCCAGAGUUUUUUCGAAUGUUAGAUGAGCCACUGGUUGUCUUGGAGCUGCCCGGAUCCAUUGUUUCAAAGAAAGGGAAGUCUCAUUCCACUAUGAGGGAGCUGAGUGUGGUCAUGCCAAACGGACAGAGCAUCCUGGUCAAGUGUGACGUCAAGUCAGAAGGAGGGGAAGUCUUUGAUAUGAUUGUUGCCCACUUCAACCUGGUUGAACACUUCUACUUUGGCCUUGCUUACAUUGAUGAUAAUGAGUUUUUCUUCCUGGACAAUGACACAAAGAUAUCCAAGGUUGCCCCCCAUAGUUGGAAGAAAGUGCCUACGUCCACGUUUGUCCUUUUCUUCAGGGUCAAAUUCUUUGUCCACGACAUCGCUCUACUUUUGCACAAGCUGACUCGUCACCAGUACUACCUACAGCUGAGGAAAGAUAUACUGGAGGACAGGUUGUCCUGCCAUGAAGAGACAGGCCUAUAUCUGGGUGCCUUGGCUCUCCAAGCAGAGUAUGGAGACUGCAUGCCUGAGGUUUAUGGGAGGAACUACUAUCGACCAGACCAGUACAUUGCCAAGAGCGUCAUGGAGAAAAGAGCCCUGUCUUACCUAAAGGAGGAGUUGCUACGGUUACAUGCCAUCAACUCCACGAUGAGUACCGACGAGUCCGAGCUUGAGUUCCUCAAGGCCACCCAGCAGCUUCCUGAGUACGGUGUUCUGUUCUACCGCGUGGGGCGCGAGAAGAAGCCAGUCAUCGGAGAGCUGAUCCUCGGAGUGUGUGCCAGAGGAGUCAUAGUGUAUGAGGUUAAAGAUAGCUCUCGCUCCACGAGUCAGACAUUCCACUGGUGGGAAACAAGCAGUAUCUCCUCCUCUUGCCGGAAAUUUGUCAUCGAGAGCAGAGGGAGCGCCAGAAAGCACACCUUUGUCACUGAGAGAUCCAAGAUGGCCACGUACCUGUGCAACCUCUGCUCUGCCCAGCACAAGUUUCACAAUGAGAUGAACUCUCGCCAGCUCGGACACAGUCUGGCCUCAGAGGACAACAUAGCGCAAUAUGCGGCAGUGUGUCAGGCACAGAACAGGAACUCUGAGACCGUACUGACAGACAGCGGUCUGACCACACCGCAGGACGGCUCCAUGACCAAACUGUGUGAUGACAUCGCCGCCAAGAUCGAGGCGCGGAUCAAACAGCACCGUGUCCUCCACGAGCAGGGCAGAAGGAGGCCAUUGCCUGGGAACCUGUCUCCAGCCCUGUCUCGUGGGUCUGGGAAGUGUGGGUCAGAGGUCAACCCCAUGUCCUCAGCAGGCAGAGAUGUUUUUGCCCAAAUGAAGAGAGUCAUACCAGAGAGAGAAGUCAUUUGUGUGUGCUUAAAGAAAGACCCGAAGCUCGGCGUCGGUGUUGUGAUAGUUGGAGAAGACACGGUGGGGAAGUAUGACCUGGGUGUCUUCAUAGCAUCCAUCGUGCGGGGAGGACCAGCGGAUAAAGAUGGUCGCAUCAGACCAGGUGGGCGUCUGAUCUCUCUGAACCACACCAGUCUGGAGGGCAUGACCUUCAGUGAGGCUGCAGAGGUCAUGCAGAACAGCCCACAGGAGGUCACACUCAUUGUGACCCAGCCCAAAGUUUCCUCGACACCCAACAACGUGAGAUCUCCGCUAUUGAAGAACUACGAGUCCCAGACCACUUUGAGGACUAACGUGCACUCUGGGGAGGACGACCUGGAUGAGAUCGUGUCUGUCAUGUUGACCCCAAAGACUGGCAGUAGAUUGCAACUCCCUGAUGUACGCAUCCUCAACGCUCAGGACUGCCGCUCCAGGUCUCCUUCCACAGACUGCUUCAGGGGUGGUGAGAUCUCUGUGGAGCUGAAGAAGAAAGCUGGAGCAGGUUUAGGGAUCAGUAUCGCUGGUGGUGUGAACACAGGCCUGCGUCAUGGAGGUAUCUACAUCAAAAGCCUAGUCUGUGGAGGGGCUGCUGAGCAAGAUGGCCGCAUUCAGUCAGGUGACAGACUGCUGAAAGUUGAUGGAAUCAGGUUUCAAGGGUUCACAUAUCAGCAGGCUGUGGAAUGUCUGGCAAAAACAGGAAAGGUGGUGACCCUGGUCCUGGAGAGGGAGAACAUGAACAGCCUGCCCUGGGUGUCUCUGAGCCCAGACACAGGGUGCCACCUCUCCCCUCAGAGUUCCCACCGGGACAUCACCCAAAAGAGGAACAACAGUUGCCCUGCCGUCAUCACCCCCUUCUUGGUCAAGCCCAAGGACUACAGCUUUGUGUCUGACGGGAACACUUUGGAGGUGACCUUGAAUAAGAGGCUGAAUGGCUUGGGCUUCAGCUUCCUGGUCCCUGAGCUCGAGCCCUCGAAAGGAGACUCGGGCAGUGGUCUUGUCCGGAUCAAGAAGCUUUUCCCUGGCCAGCCAGCGGAGGAGAGUGGGCGGAUCCAGGAGGGAGACGUCAUCCUGGCAGUCAAUGGAGAACCGCUGAAGGGAUUGUCCUACCAGAGGGUGGUCGCGCUGCUGAGAGGCUCUCCUCCUGAAGUCCGGUUGUCUCUGUGCCGUCCUGCUCCAGGAAUUCUGCCUCCCAUUGAAACGUUGUUUGGCACCUGAGUGAUGUCACACCACAGUACGCGAGCACCAAUGGGAGUUCAGGAAUAUACUUCCUGAAAGACAGAGAGGAGAUCUUGGAGGAGCAGGACAGGGGAAGAUCUGUCCAGAUGAAAGAGUAGGACCGGGGGAGAUGCCUGGCCCUCCCUACCUUGUAGCAGAGCACUGGGCCUGACCUCACGGAUUACAGAACCCACCUGUAUGCAUCUCUGCGUUCUAUGAGUCAGAGGGGUUGGAUGAGUCGCCCCGCAGACAAGAACCAACUGUGUCAUGUUGCAACAGCCAGGAGGCACUGCUGAGGUCAACUCGUGUGAGGUGAAGAAAAUGCCAAACGAUGGAAAUCUCUUGCUACUUAGAUUCUGUUGAACACCAGAAGAGGUGAAAGUUGGUUGGACUGGGGGCGUGGGGGUUCUACAGUGUGAACCCUUGACGAUAAGGAGAGAACUAUUAAACAAGCUCAGUUGGUUUGAAGGUGAGGGGGACUGUAUGGUGAGGGGUUCUGUGAACUGUGUGCUUUUCCCUGAAUACGGAUGUGGUUUAAGUUCUGGCACAGAAAGACAAGACGGUAUACAAACAGAAAAGGUGUAUGGUUGAGGUACUAUGGUCACAUAGGGAGGCCUGAUAUAGGAGCAGGACUUAACCACCGUGCUGCUUUAAUAACCUGGUAAUAGGCUGAUAGUCACCCGUGCGUCACAAAGUGACGUCAUUUUGAAUAUUGAGUAGCUCCCGGUGUGUUUAUACUAGAGACUUACCGUUUCUUGUAGUGGCUGCAGCUCAAUCCCCUCUUUCCGCCGAUAUAAGGUUUGCACUUAUUCCAUAACAUGGGUCUUGUGAAAGCUGCCUUUAUUAAUUAUUUUUUUUACACAUGAGAGGAUCCAGACAAGAAAAUCCCUUUUUUUCUAUUUAAUUGGAAAUCAAACUCAAAUCUUACUGGAGGCAAUACCAUCAGAAUCUCACCCCAGAUCACCUCCCAUGAAGGGCAUAAAGCAUGCACUAUGGUCAAGUUCAUAUAGUAUGCAAUGUAGGCCAAGUCACCAAAAGUGCAAACAUUUAGUAUGCGGGAAAAGGGUACAGCCUGACGGUCUUUGUAAAGCAAUGCGUUUCCUUCUCCAUAUGCAUUACCUUGUGUGCAUCCUCCACAUGCGCCUUCGAUCUCUCACUCGUUUGCAAUAGGAAUGGGAAAUGGGAAAAUAAGUUUAACGUUUCUUCACCUGUCUGUGUCUUAUUUCACAAAAUAAACUUGAUAACUUGAAAGCUCUGAUUGCUAGGGUCGUUUUAAGGUGUCAGUCUGGACAAUCUGUUUACCCAUUUUGUGACUCACUACCAAAACCAGAUGUGACUGGUUUCAAAUGGCCAAGAGAGGUCAUGUACUCUCUUACUCCUGUCUAGUGGACAAACUGGGAAUCAGGCAGGAGAUAUAUUCACAUAACUGGGUAGGCAGAGGCUUCUGCUUUCUCCUCAUAUGGAUGUCAUUUUUGUAAUAUGAAACAUUAUUCCUGUAUGAUGAAAAAAGUUAAAGAAACCCUGUAUAUUUCAGGGUUCUGUAAUGUUUCUGACACAUUUAACAGAUACCCUCAGUUCUUACCUUUUUCUAACAACAUGAAUAAUUUGUUUGUAAGAUUUAUUGUUUUGAAACCGAAAUGGUAUUAUUCUUUACGAGGGUAGUAUACAAUAAUAUGCAUCGUUUACAAAAUGCCACUAGAGGGAGCCAGAGUUGAACAGGUUUUAAAUACACCUCACUGUUAUGUAGGGUUGGUUGUUCAGCAACAAAACCGACGGGUGCUCAACUAAGGGGAAAAACAGACUGGGUUGGCUUAGAUCGUUGAUAAAAUUGUAAACUAUAUUUUAUUUAAAACAUAAAUAAAAUUGCACAAUGAGCACUUGUUUUCUCAAAUACAUUUUUACAGUUGUUGGUUAGCUAGCUGGCAAUCUUUUUUUGCCGUAGUAGCAUAAACGUGACAUCAGUCAAAACACCUCAAAACAAGACAUGGUAUCAAGAACAAGUUCAAAACGAGCUGAAACUAGGAACUUACAAUUCACCACCUGGCAGUUUCUUGUCAUUGUUGACAAGAAUCUGAAACUGUCUAUCUGGCCAUCCAGAACCAUAACAACACACGGCCUUCUGCCCCCUUUGAAGUGGUCACAUCGUUUUCGUUACGUUGCCAGCCAACCAGUCUAUAUAUCCCCCUGGCGGUGUUCAUGAGUAGAGAUCAGGUAAGCCAGUUAAGGUGUGACCUGGGGUUAGUUAGGUGAAGUACUUUGGCCAAUAUCCACUGAUACAGGGAUCACAUCUAUUUAAGGUCGAACAGAACAGAGCUCUUACAGAGUGAUCUCAGGCUUUCGCUGCCUGCUCGUGCAGCUAUCAAUUCACACAUACGCUGUUAAAACAUACUAUCCCAGAUUUGAACUAAUAUUUACAUAAUGCCCAGGGCUACAUGGCCUGCCCUCUACCUUUUACAUUACAUGUAUUAUUAAUUUAUUAUUCAACUGUGUAUAUUAUAGCCUGGAGGGGGAUCUCGGACAGAUUGCACCACUAAUGCAGUGCCUAAUCAAAGAAAAGGUAAGCAAAUGAAACAAAUUAUUUGAGCCAUAAAGGUAUUGUCCACUGGGAGGCAGCAUAGGGCUAAAAACGAUUCACUACCCUCUGUUGCUGUCCCUAUCUCAUCUCUCCUUUGCCUCAAACCUAGGUUGGAUGGGGAAAGUCUUACCAAAGAUGUCUCACUAAGAAGUCGUUUUGCUAGAUUUUUGGUUUGUUAUUGAUCUUUUCCUCUCUUUACAGACGGAGCUACAGAACGCCAUAUGGUGCAGCGUGGUGACAGCCCCUGAAACACAUGAAAUGAACGUUACGUCUGACUGUUGAUACACUCAUACGUUCAUCUUUGAAAUAACUCCUACCUCUGUUUAGUCUAAACAUCUGCAGGAUCCCACUGAUUCUGACAUGGUCCUUAGAGCCACACUGCAUGAUGGGUACUGAGUGGCAAAGGCCUAAAUUAGUAGCAGUUCAACCAUGUGGAUGUCUAGCUCUGACAAAGGCACAACAAACAUAAGAUUCUGGUCUUGUUUCUGAAUUCUACUGUAUUAAAGACCUCUUCUAGACAUCAUCUGUGUGUGUGUGUGUGUGUGUGUGUGUGUGUGUGUGUGUGUGUGUGUGUGUGUGUGUGUGUGUGUGUGUGUGUGUGUGUGUGUGUGUGUGUGUGUGUGUGUGGCGAUGACAUUCUCACCUUUACUGUUAAGGUAAGGCUACAAGUUCUACCAACUAAAUCUAAUCUAGCACUCUGGUACCCUGUAGACCAUGGUCCAUGUUGUAUUCUACAUGAGUCAAGUGUAAUGGAGUCCAUUGCCCAUGUUGUGAAGGGCUGCUGUUCAUACAAGGAUUUGUACAUUGCUAGACAUGACCGCACAUUGACUCUGUACCGGUACCCCCUGUAUACAGCCCCGCUAUUGUUAUUUACUGCUGCUCUUUAAUCAUUUGUUACUCUUAUCUCUUUUUUUUGUGGUAUUUUCUUAAAUCUGCAUUGUUGGUUAAGGGCUUAUAAGUAAGCAUUUCACUGUAAG
Oncorhynchus gorbuscha (pink salmon) is the source of this 7228-nucleotide messenger RNA. Its product is annotated as tyrosine-protein phosphatase non-receptor type 13-like. Bases 242 to 3676 code for a protein of 1144 amino acids. Lineage: Eukaryota; Metazoa; Chordata; Actinopteri; Salmoniformes; Salmonidae. The transcript has 28 exons. The record is from RefSeq and is a predicted model, not a curated record. Gene Ontology annotation, cellular component: cytoskeleton. Gene Ontology annotation, molecular function: protein binding.